AUGGGUGGUGGUACCUCCAAAGCUGUCAAGUUUGGUUCCAAAUCUGUGAAGUCAUUCAAAGACAGGGACACGGGUUAUAUGACAUUGGACCUGAAGGACAAUAACCUUGAUCAGCUACCUGCUACAGUAUGUCGUCUGAAAAAGUUACAAGUGUUAGACACCAGUUUUAAUGAGUUGUGUUCACUGCCUGCAGAAAUUGUGAAGCUCCGACAACUCCGCGCGUUGUUACUUUACUCCAAUAGGUUUGAAGUCGUGCCGCAGUGUGUAUGCGAACUGCGCAGACUCACUGACCUAGUUUUGACAAGAAAUAGGAUUCAGGCGGUUCCCAUUGAAAUUUGUCAAUUGACGAACUUGCGGUAUUUAUCGCUACACGGCAAUCGCAUAGAACGAUUCCCGGAAGUGAUCUGCUGCCGUGAACUGAGCGGACUGGAACGACUUGACCUUGGGGAGAACAAAUUAAAAACGGUUUCAAGCUCCAUAAGCAGGCUACAUCAACUAGAAACUCUGAUACUGUCAGACAACCAAUUGGAGAAUGUACCUGACACGAUAUGCAAAUUAACGAAGUUAGUCUCAUUGUGGAUAAAGAACAAUCAAUUGACGUCACUUCCGGAUAAAAUGGCAACGCGUUUAAAUGAGUUAGAUGAGUUGGUUAUUGACAAUAACCCACUUCCACGGGAGUUGUUAAACGCCGCCGUGAGAGGCGUUAAUUCAGUACGAAGCUAUGAAAAUACGGUAUAA
Molecule: messenger RNA, 738 nt
Organism: Saccoglossus kowalevskii
Lineage: Eukaryota; Metazoa; Hemichordata; Enteropneusta; Harrimaniidae
Product: leucine-rich repeat and death domain-containing protein 1-like
Source: RefSeq, a predicted model, not a curated record